CGUGGCGAACGUCAGUUGCAAAACAGGAAGUGGAGCGAUCAGCUGAUCUGCUUGUUGCUGUUCUCAGUUGCGCUUGUCGUGGCUUCUUCGCUUCUGCUGGAGACAGCGCUGAGCUGCGCAGAGCCGAACCACCGCCGAGUGGCUGCUGGCGCCGACGCUCCGAGGCGCUGCCUCUGUUGAGCCUCUCUGGUCUGUGGCGUCGGCCUGUAGACGGGUCCUCGGCGAAGCCUUCAGUUCGCUCUUCAGAAACCACCCGCGCGAAACAACGCCGUCGUCGCCGCUCGGUUCAGCGAGUUCAUGACGCGCGUCAGGUGACGGCUCGUGUAUGAGGCAGCUGGGAAUCGCGCUGACUUCAUGCAGUAGAAACAACGGCCACAGCUGUGAGCGCGCGCGCGGGUCCUUCGCAGGGUCGUGCUGUGUCCCGAGGUCGACUUGGAGCCCUCAAGUGUCUUGCCAAUGCUGGAUCUGGAGGUGGUGCCAGAGAGGUCACUCGGGAAUGAGCAAUGGGAGUUCGCCUUAGGGAUGCCGUUGGCCCAGGCCAUCUCCAUCCUCCAGAGACACUGUCGAGUCAUCAAAAACGUCCAGGUGCUGUACAGUGAGCAGGCGCCACUGAGCCACGACCUGAUACUGAACCUGACUCAGGAUGGAGUUAAACUGCUGUUUGAUGCCACGAAUCAGAGACUCAAGGUGAUUGAAGUUUACGACCUCAGCAAGGUCAAGUUGAAAUACUGUGGAGUCCACUUCAACUCUCAGGCCAUCGCCCCGACCAUUGAGCAGAUCGACCAGUCGUUCGGAGCCACGCAUCCCGGAGUCUACAACGCCGCUGAGCAGUUGUUCCAUCUCAACUUCAGAGGACUGUCCUUCUGCUUCCAGCUGGACUCCUGGAAUGAAGCUCCCAAAUAUGAGAUUCCUCAUGGCGCCAUGGUGAAGAGGAUGCACAUCUACACGGGAAACAACCUGUUGGAGACCAGAGCUCCAGCGAUGCCGUUGGCUUGUUUCCUGGGCAACAUCUACGCUGAGAGUGUGGAUGUCCUCAGAGACCCGGCUGGACCGCUGGGGCUGAAGCUCCGCCUCGUCACUGCAGGCUGUGGUCCCGGGCUGAUGGCCGACGCUAAAGUCAAGUCCAUGGAGAGGAGCAUCUACUUUGGGGACUCGUGUCAGGAUGUGUUGGGGGCUCUGGGUUCUCCACACAAGGUCUUCUACAAGUCGGAGGACAAGAUGAAGAUCCACUCACCAUCGCCGCACAAGCAGGUGCCCUCCAAGUGUAACGACUACUUCUUCAACUACUUCUCCCUCGGCGUGGACAUCCUGUUCGACUCCACCACCCACCUGGUGAAGAAGUUUGUGCUCCACACCAACUUCCCGGGACACUACAACUUCAACAUAUAUCACCGCUGCGACUUCAAGAUCCCGCUGGUCAUCAAGAGAGAGGGGGCGGAGCCUCAGCCUGGCGACUGCACGCUGACCACCUUCAGUAAGUGGGAGCAGGUCCAGGAGCUGCUGGGUCACCCGUCUGAGAAGCCGGUGGUGCUGCACAGGUCCUCGUCGGCCAACAACACCAACCCGUUCGGCUCCACCUUCUGCUUCGGCCUCCAGCGGAUGAUCUUCGAGGUGAUGCAGAACAGCCAUAUUGCCUCAGUCACCCUGUACGGAGCGCCUCGGAGCGCCGCUCGGCCCCGCUGCCAGUGAAGCGCUGCACCACACGUCGGACAUGGCCGUGGAAACGCCGUUCCCUUCUGGUCUCACACUUCACUCAUGACGGCGCCAGGGACCCUGAGCUGGGACGGGACCUGACGCCGUCCUCCCUCCAUCUGCCACUGGCUGCUUCUCGUGGCGCAGGCAGAACUAGCAUUUCAACGUGCAUUUUCAUAUUUCACAACGAUGAACUGAAAUGUGCCAGUAAUUCUCAUUCAGCGUGAAUCUGUCCAAGAUGGACGGACGUUGGUCACCGAUGAAAGGAAAAAGGGAAGAGUCGCACAUUUCUGAAAAGGCAUCUAUUGAGAACGGAAUGUUCCAUCCAGAUAUUUUCGAUGAAAAACACAUUAAAAAGCCACGAAGGAGAACACAACCA
Molecule: messenger RNA, 2071 nt
Organism: Synchiropus splendidus (mandarinfish)
Lineage: Eukaryota; Metazoa; Chordata; Actinopteri; Syngnathiformes; Callionymidae
Gene: phaf1
Product: phagosome assembly factor 1
Exons: 16
Coding region: 457-1689 (410 amino acids)
Biological process (GO): Golgi to plasma membrane protein transport
Cellular component (GO): dendrite; synaptic vesicle membrane; trans-Golgi network
Source: RefSeq, a predicted model, not a curated record